CCCCUGGCGGGGAGCGGGGGCAGCGGCGGGUCCCCGGCCUGCCCCGCUCUGCUCUCCUUCCCUCGCUCUCCGCCCUCCUUCCCUCUCUCGCCCCCCUCCUCGUCACUCUCCCCGCCAUUCUUCCCUCCCUUACUCCCUUCUUCUUCUGCUUCGUCCUUUCCUCCCUCCCUUUUCCCCUCCCUCCCCCCCUUCUUUCCUCCUUCCCUCCCUCUCCCCUCCUUCCCCGUCUCCUCUCCGUCCCCCUCGUUCCGUCCCUCCCCGUUCCCGCCCCUCUCUCAGUCUCUCUCCCUCCCUCCCGUCCUUGAGCGCGGGGUCACAGCGGCUGCCCCAUCCUCUGCUCUUCCUCCGUGCCCUCCUCCUGCUCCCCGCCGCCGUUACCGGCCUGCUCGGCCCGGGGCUCCAGUUCCAGGUUUCCAGCCUUACCUGGCACCAGCGAAGGAGUUUGGCCCCUGCUGGGAUACAAGAGUCGGCCUAAAUUAAUGUAUAACCUGAACACUGCUGGGAAGUACCAAAAACGUGCUGUGAUGACAUCCUUUGGGAGUGUUCCAGGCUGUUUAUAAUGUAGCUGCACCUGAAGAAAUCCCCAGUGUGUCUGUGCCAUGCUGACCAACACCAUGGGGCACCGUUUCCUGGCACAGGGAGCCGUGAUCCCAAGGAAGCUGAAGCCGUUUCUCUGCAGGAUGUUGUCGGGUUACAAACCCAAAGGCGACGUCAAGGACUCUUACAAAAUCCUGGAGCUUGAGGAAGGAUGUUCCCUCGACGAGGUGAGGAACUCGUACCGAACCCUCGCCAAAAAGUACCACCCCGACAGCAGCUCCAGCGCGGCCGACCCCGCCGCCUUCAUCAGGGUGGAGGAGGCCUACAGGGUCGUGCUCAACGACGUGGCAGCCAAGCAGAAACCCGGCGAGGACAGCGAAGAGGAGGAAGACCAGUUCAAAUGCAAGUCCCUGCAGCACAGGCACUACUUGAGUUUUGAAGGCGUCGGCAUCGGGACGCCGAGCCAGAGGGAGAAGCAGUACAUGCAGUUCCGAGUGGACCGCGCCACGGAGCAGGUGCUGGAGUACCGGCAGCACAGGCUCGGGAGCAGCUACGCUGAGACUGACCUGAUGAGAGCCAGAGAUGUGAGGGAGAGCAAGAAGGUGAAAAUAACUCAAGCGGUGGAACGGUUGGUGGAGGACCUCAUCCAGGAAUCCAUGGCCAAAGGAGACUUCGACAACCUCAGGGGCAAAGGAAAACCUCUGCAGAAAUUCUCGGACUGUCCCCACAUCGACCCCAUGACCCACAACCUCAACAGGAUCCUGAUCGACAACGGGUACCAGCCCGAGUGGAUCCUGCUGCAGAAGGAGAUCCGGGAGACCAUCGAGCGGCUGAGGAAGAGCGUGGUGGCCUCGAGGAGGAAGCUGGGAGAGCCCAUGACGCCGCUGGAGCAGAAGCAGUGGAGUCGGGUCUGCGAGCAGUUCGUGGAAGACAUCAGGAAACUAAACAAGAGAGUCGACAACUUCAACCUGGUCGUUCCCAUUCUGAGCAGGCAGAUGGUGCAUUUCAGCCCAGAGAAGGAAAUUGUUCGAGCACAAAACACUUACGAGGCUCUGGUGGAAAAGGCUUCUCAUCCAGACACGAAGGAGAGCCAAGGGGAAGAUGGUAAAAGGUUUGGGUGGAAGUCUUCUCUGUUUAAGUGGUUAAACUUUACACUGAAAUAAUUUAAUACUAAUUCCUGUCUCUUGUGAAGAUUUUGAAUGCACUUUAUUAAUGAAAUGUUGCACUAUAGAAAUUUCGGGUACACUGAAAAUAUCAAAUCCACACUGUCACAGCAGUUAAAAGAAAUUUGGUUGUCGGAUGGGCAUUUGCAUUACAAAUAAUGAAUUUAUUUUUAAAUACUAUUAAAGGAAAUGUGCCAGUUU
Molecule: messenger RNA, 1901 nt
Organism: Chiroxiphia lanceolata (lance-tailed manakin)
Lineage: Eukaryota; Metazoa; Chordata; Aves; Passeriformes; Pipridae
Gene: DNAJC28
Product: DnaJ heat shock protein family (Hsp40) member C28
Exons: 3
Coding region: 600-1700 (366 amino acids)
Source: RefSeq, a predicted model, not a curated record